This is a messenger RNA of Zymoseptoria tritici IPO323, 1139 nucleotides long. RefSeq lists its product as uncharacterized. Lineage: Eukaryota; Fungi; Ascomycota; Dothideomycetes; Mycosphaerellales; Mycosphaerellaceae. The transcript is spliced from 6 exons. The record is from RefSeq and is a predicted model, not a curated record. Bases 114 to 1139 code for a protein of 341 amino acids. Gene Ontology annotation, molecular function: methyltransferase activity.
GCCCACGGUAGCCACUCGCGAUCGCAUUCCCUGCGCUGGGAAAAACGGCUUGACUCCUCCUCCUUCUGCUUCUGCACCACUUUCCUCAAGGCGAUGCCUCGGCUCUCUUCGCCAUGACCCCCAACACACUUGACGAGAACGAGGCACCGACUGUGGGCGCCCAAGUCAUGGAGCCGGACGACGCGAAUGAUCAUGACAGCACUUUUGGGGGUGAUAGGGCUUCCCUCGCAAACAGUUCGACGAGUCUGAUCUCAGCAAUCACAAAGUACCAAUUCGAACAUGGUCGACGAUAUCAUGGCUACCAAGCCGGUAAAUACCACUUCCCAAACGAUGAAGCCGAACUCAACCGCAUGGACAUUGAACACCACAAUCUCAAACUCCAACUGGAUGGGAAGUUGCAUCUCUGCCCCCUCUCCGACCCGAAACAGAUCCUCGACAUCGGCACUGGGACGGGAAUAUGGGCGAUAGACAUGGCGGAUCAAUACCCUGAUUGUCAAGUCAUUGGAACUGAUCUCAGUCCUAUACAACCGAAUUGGGUGGCGCCAAAUUGCAGGUUUGAGGUGGAUGAUUUCGAGCAGGAGUGGACCUUUGGCCAGAACCGCUUCGACAUGAUCCAUUCCCGCUUCCUAAUGGGGUCCGUCUCCUCGCAUCCGGCCCUUUACAAGGAAAUUUACGCGGCCCUCAAACCCGGCGGCUGGUACGAGCUCGUUGAACUCGAAUGUGGAACCUUCUCGGAUGAUGGGAGCGUGACGCCGGACGCACCGUCUGUUCAAUGGUGGGCACUCCUCGAAUCCGCAUUCGCACAGCUCGGGAAGAGAAUACCAAAGGUAAACGAGUUCCCCGGGAUGCUGGAGGAUGCCGGGUUUGUGGAUGUACAUUAUACAGAGGUCAAGAGACCGACGAAUGACUGGCCGAAGGACAAGAGGAUGAAGGAGAUCGGACGCUUUACCUGUCUAAAUUACCUGGAGGGACUGGAGGGAUUUACGAUGGCGCCGUUUACGAGGGUAUUGGGAUGGAGUGCGGAGGAGGCGAAGAUUUUGAUUGCGAAGGUCAGAAAGGAGACGGUGACGAGGAAGAUCCAUGGGUGGCAGAAAGGCGUUGUGUGCUACGCGCGGAAACCCCUACAGCCUCCGACCUAA